Messenger RNA from Durusdinium trenchii, 1926 nucleotides. The record is from the annotation of a GenBank genome assembly. Lineage: Eukaryota; Dinophyceae; Suessiales; Symbiodiniaceae.
AUGGGUGCCUUAAUGUAAGUGGAAAUACCACGCGCAGUCACGCACGGUCUGGCCUGGCAUAGCAGUAAUCUAAAUUUGCGUGACCCGUGGUGUUCCGUUGUCGCGACGCGUCGCGACGGUGUUGUCCGACAUCGUCGUCGAUCCCACAGCGUCGCUGUCCUCGCAUUGGGCUGUGAAAGCAAGAUCCGCAGCUCAGUCUUGCCGCUGGUGGGCGUCGGAAAGGCGCUCGGUGGAGGACCUGCCAUGGCACUCUUUGAGGAGCCCAGCACUCUGAGGAGCAGCAGCGAAAAGCCAUCACCCUUGCCCAAGCGACCACGAGUGUCCUUUACCACAGUGAGCAUGCGCACCUUCAACGGUGAUGAUCCCAAAACCUUAUCGAGUCCAACGGAGCGAGCCUUGUCACCCAUGGCCGAUGGCUUGGCGCCCGCGGAGGACUCGCAGGAGGUCACGGCCAACGUGGAAAGUCUGUCGCGCUUGGUGCUGGAAGAUGAGUUGGACGCCAGGAGCAAACAUGUGAGCAUCAAUGAGCCCAACCACUUGGAGCGCGUCUUGCUGAAGCAAGCAUCGCCCAUGCGGACUCCCACGGCCUAUGCCGAGCAGGAGACCUCGCCCUUGCCGGAGAACUGGGAUCUCUACAAGCAGUUCAAGUCCAGUCAGGCGGCCAGCGGAGCCACCACACGAGGCGCUGGCGGAAGCCCAGAGCUGAAGUCCACCAGCCACCGCAUCAGCCCUCGCCCGGGCGCCUUUUGCGCCGCGGCCCUGCGAUCGGCCGUGCCACCACCGGCGCCCGCCGUGGCACCACUGCCCACGCGUGGCCUGACGCGGCCCUCGAAGUGCUCUCCACGGCGCUCUCCGGACACCGUGGACAUGAGCGGCGUGGUGAGGUCGAUCCAGCUGGGUCCCCAGGACUCCAUCGACUCCGCGGUGCCCGAGGGCCGCAAGUCCUUUGCGACCUUCCAAAGCCUGGAGCCGGGCCCCGAGAUCUAUGCGGUGAAGCAGGCCAGCCGAUGUUUGCAGGAGCCUUUGGUGCGAAGCAAGGCGAUGCAACGACAUCAACAUCACAGGAGCGAUCUCAACAGCUCGGCGGAGCGCUUCCGUGAGAUGCGCGACCAGGUGAUCAAGGAGGCUGAAGAGGACCAGCAGCUUAUGGAGCAGAAGGGCCAAGCGCUCAAGAGUGUCCUUCAGAGCGACGAGCAGAGCCUUAUCGAAUUGGAAGAGCAGGUGGCCUCGACGACCUUGGCCGUGGAGGCCUCCGAAAACGACCUCCGCCAGUCGAAGAAGCGUCUUUUGCGGCAGAAGGCGCAGCGCGUAGCACUGCAGCAGGCCCAGUCGGCGCGUAGCUGCUACGUGAUCUUUGCGCAGUCGGAGCAGGUGGAGCUGUGCUUCCGCGGUGCGGUGGGCUCCGUUCAGGUCCAUGGUUCCAGCGCGACCUUGAAUCUCCGGACUCGGAGGGAGGAGUUGGGACGAGCAUGGCGUGAGGCCUUAAGCUCGGUGGAGGUGGAGAAGGUGGAAGACUUGGGAUCCCAUAAAUCCGCCACGGUGCCCGUCGACCAGGUGCCGGAGCUGGUGCGGCGCCUGGACCUGGCCAUUGCUUCGCAGGAGCUGAGCUGAGCACAGUUCUCGCACGGCUUCGGUGGCGUUUUGGCAGCGUGGCACUCCCGAGUGGGCGUUUUGGCAGACGAGCAGAAGAUCUGCUCGGUGUUGUAUCAUUGAAUUAUGCAAUCCACUGCUUAGCUUGAGUUUGCAUGACAUUCGGGCUGAGUAGAAGUAAGAAAGUAAGAUGCUGGUGAUGAGAAGGAUGGUUGGCCCUCGGUUCUUGCACAUUGCACGGAUGAAAUUAAAUUGGUUUGCUGCGCCGGGCACAGAUUUCCUGGCUACUUUCUGACGGGUCAGCUGUGUGCAACUGCUGUGCAGCUACUGUAUGGC